UUACAGAACAUUUCUUCAUUUUGAGUUGAGGUGUCUAAGAACACUGAGACUCAGCACCAUGCCCCCCAAGUGGCAGAGCAUUUUCCCAGCCCUGUACCUCUAUGGGGUCUUGAUCCUCCUGCUGUGCCCUUCAGGCCUGUGUGAGGUUUGUUGUCCAGUACCAGAGUUGAAGCAUGGCGAAAUCACUGCGCGAAGACCACCAAAAAAAGUUGUAGCCAAUAAGUGUGAAUAUUUCUAUGGAGAUUCAAUUUCCUAUUCAUGUGGUGGGAGACGCAACUCUGAAGCUUCAUGCCAAGGAGAUGGCACCUGGAGUCCUGAAACACCAACAUGUGGAGAGAGUUGCUUUUAUCCUCCUGUCAUUGACCAUGGACAUCCUAAACUAACUACACACACAUUCACACCAAAUGAGGCUAAAUAUGAAUGCUAUAGAGGAUACAUUCUGUUUGGAAAUCCCACUAUCACCUGCAGUUAUUCACGCUGGUCUGGUCCACCUCCUCAAUGCAAAGCUCUGUGUCCAACACCAAAGAUAGAACAUGGAAAUCUGCUUGUGGGUAAGAAUCAGUUCCUUGAAAGUGAAAAUGUCACCAUCCAGUGUGACUCUGGCUAUGCUGUGGUUGGUCCUAAAAACAUCAUCUGCUCAAAGGACAGAACCUGGUACCCAGAGGUGCCCAAGUGUGAGUGGGUGGUCCCUGCAGGCUGUGAGCAAGUGCUAGCAGGCAAAAAAUUCAUGCAGUGUCUGCCUAACCCAGAGGAUGUGAAGACAGCCUUGGAGUUAUAUAAACUGUCUUUGGAAAUUGAACUCCUGGAAAUGCAGAAAGACAAGGUGAAGAAAUCCAUUCUGGAGUCACCACUCUGAUUUUUCCCAGAAGAGGCAAGGAAAGGUGCUCUGCUGCCUUCCAUUCAACAUGGGUCACUUUAGUUUAGCAACUCUGCCAUUCUUUUGCAUUGAAAUUAAUACC
Molecule: messenger RNA, 959 nt
Organism: Pipistrellus kuhlii (Kuhl's pipistrelle)
Lineage: Eukaryota; Metazoa; Chordata; Mammalia; Chiroptera; Vespertilionidae
Product: apolipoprotein R
Exons: 5
Coding region: 59-856 (265 amino acids)
Source: RefSeq, a predicted model, not a curated record